AUGUCAAGAACAACGUCACCGGCACCCAGAGACGAGCCCAUGGAACAAGAAGAACCAUUACUGGCGGUCUUGGAGGAGGUGGAAUCACUCACGGAAGAUCUUACUCUCUCUGGCGACACAGAGAAUGCCGAGAAAGCUCGAAAAGCGCAUCAGCGGUUGAUAAAGACGGUAAGUUCUUACCGAACCAAUGCACAACGCUGGGUAAUUUUGGAUCGACUAAUCAGUGAACAUGGGGGCAUUGAUAAUGAAAUAAAGCAUGCCGCAGAAAAAAUCCAAACCAAAAUCACAGCGCGUCAGGCGGAGGCGCUGGCAGCACCUUGCCUAGAGCAUUGGAAAAAAGUAACACAAGAAUGGAAUAGAGUAACCUCGGCCCAAAUCCCACCAAACCCAAAAGGUCUCCCGUAUGCGCAAGCGAACCUGCUUCACAGCCUGCGAAAAAUGGGGAUCGUUGAUGAAGACGAUCUCAAGCAGUUCUUGAGGCGAGAGGCGGAUAAAAUCUCCAGCAUGACUUCUGAAAAUAAAAACCUAUGUCGUCAGGUCGAGCAAAAGGAAGAAGAGCGGAAACAGAUGCUGAAGGAACGACGAGCGAUGGAGGAGAACUUCGUGCGAGAUAAGAACUCUAUGGAGGUGCUGAUCGCCAGCAGAGAAGAGCAAAUCAGGAAGCUGAAGGAGCAAAAGGGUAUGGGAACACCAAUCUGGUCUAAAUCCAAUGGUGACUCCUUACAGCAACGCGAAACUCUGGAGGUGGAACCCAAGCAGGCGCCAGUCGACUGUACAAAGACGGGUACGCCUACUCCCGAAGGUCGGUUUCGUUUUAAUUCUGAGAGAUCCCGGGGGGGAGUAGAGAGGGAGCCCACACCACCCCCAAUUCGACAACAAAGGAGAAGCGGUUCCCCGAAUCCGAGUGA
Caenorhabditis auriculariae is the source of this 908-nucleotide messenger RNA. The record is from the annotation of a GenBank genome assembly. Lineage: Eukaryota; Metazoa; Nematoda; Chromadorea; Rhabditida; Rhabditidae.